Messenger RNA from Vanessa atalanta (red admiral), 1124 nucleotides. RefSeq names its product 28S ribosomal protein S35, mitochondrial (gene mRpS35). Lineage: Eukaryota; Metazoa; Arthropoda; Insecta; Lepidoptera; Nymphalidae. The transcript is spliced from 2 exons. Gene Ontology annotation, cellular component: mitochondrial small ribosomal subunit. Gene Ontology annotation, molecular function: structural constituent of ribosome. Gene Ontology annotation, biological process: mitochondrial translation. The record is from RefSeq and is a predicted model, not a curated record. Bases 17 to 1093 code for a protein of 358 amino acids.
ACAAAAUAACAAAUGGAUGUAUUUAAUAUUGUGUCAUAAGUCUGUAAUUUUAAAUAAAUUAAUAAAUAUGAGUUUAUUUAUAAGGAAUUAUAAACCCGGUGUGGCUUACAACGCUCAGAUAUUAUGGCGUUUCAAUUCAACAACCGCGGAAACUGUAAAACAGGGCGAGGACGAAGAAGAAUUUCGUGUUCUUGAUAUUUUACAUAAAAAGGGUAAAUUACAGAAAAGAGUAAACCGUAGAGCAGAUAUACAGCCAGAUAGAUCGGAGAAAAUGCCGACAGACCAAAAUUGGGGCAACGUAUGGCCAGGUCCGAGGUCCUUCCAUCCGUCAUCAGUGCCACUGCCAAUUCGUCAAGGCUACGUGCCGAAAGGCCAAGCGCCACCAGGGAAGAAGGCGAACGCGGAAUUGAUGAAAAUACCCAACUUCCUUCAUCUAACGCCACCCGUCGUCAAAAGUCAAUGCGAGGCCCUCAAGAAGUUCUGCACAUCUUGGCCGAAGCUCUUAAACUCUGAGGAAGCAAUCGAGAAGAAUUAUCCAAUGGAAAUAAUAAGUUCAGACUAUUGCCACGCAAGUCCGACAAUCAGGAACCCGCUGGCUCGCAUCGUGACGUUGCGUGUGAAACUGUCAAAUUUGAAGUUGGACUCGAGGGCCAGGGAUAAGUUUCUGAGAUUGGUCGGUGACAAGUAUGACGAGAAAACUGAUCUGGUAACGUUGACAGCUGAUCGGUGUCCGGUUAGGAAACAGAAUAUGGACUAUGUGAACUAUCUGCUGACUGCAUGUUACCACGAAUCGUGGACUGUUGAGGAUUGGGAAACUGAUAAGAGCUUAGAAGACAUGGAAUAUUAUGAUUUCGAUUUGAAUCCGUCGAAGAAGAAUCUUGUUAAUUGGUAUUUAAUGUCAAACAACGAAGAUAAUAAUUUAAACGAUGAACAGAUUAAAAAUUUCGAUGUUUCAAAGAUUCCUAAUGGCGUUGAGUAUAAAAGUGCAGUAUCUGAAUUGUUUAAUGAAGGUGAAAGUGAACUCGCAUUGAAUAAAUAUGAUACGUCUGUUAGGAAAUUGUUAGGGUUGCCAGAGAAGAAAAUUGCGAAUUGAUUGUAAAUAGAAAUAAAUAUUAUUAGUUGUA